Brassica napus (rape) is the source of this 655-nucleotide messenger RNA. RefSeq names its product auxin-responsive protein SAUR21. Lineage: Eukaryota; Viridiplantae; Streptophyta; Magnoliopsida; Brassicales; Brassicaceae. Bases 216 to 494 code for a protein of 92 amino acids. Gene Ontology annotation, biological process: response to auxin. The record is from RefSeq and is a predicted model, not a curated record. The transcript has a single exon.
GUUGGUUCAGACAAUACCAUGUGAAACUCUGCUCUAGUUUGUCCCAUUGUUCAAGACCACAAGUUUGAGAGAGGUUCGAAUUCAUUCAUUGAUCUUUCUAUAUAUACACAUAACAUUACCGAUUCUUUCAAAAUCAUCAACCAGCAAACAAGCAAUAUAUCCAAUAACUUGAAUCUUUUCAUACAUCUUCGAGGCUUCAGAAAAAGAAACUAGAAAUGGCUUUCGUGAGAAAUCUAUUGGGUGCCAAGAAGAUUCUUGGAGCCGCAACAAGCAAAAGAGCAACCUCGGCGGCACCAAAGGGGUUUCUUGCGGUGUACGUAGGAGAGAGCCAGAAGAAGAGAUAUGUGGUGCCAAUCUCAUACUUGAGCCAGCCUUCUUUUCAAGCUCUUCUGAGCAAAUCUGAAGAAGAGUUUGGGUUCGAUCAUCCAAUGGGUGGCUUAACGAUCCCUUGUCCUGAAGAUAUCUUCAUCAACGUAACGUCUAGGCUCCAAUGAUGAUGAUCAAACAUAUUGUUCUUCUAGUUAGAGAUAUACUUUGUUCCUUGUAAAUAGAGGAUAGUUUGUUUUUUUUUCCUCUCUUUCUUCCCGGAAGAGUUCUAAAAUUUGAAAGUGGAAUAUAAUUUUUAUGCUAUAAACACAGCAUAAUUCAUGUUAAA